AUGGCAGCCAUCCCUUCUAGCGGCUCGCUUGUGGCUACCCAUGACUACUACCAGCGAUGCCUGGGCUCCUCGUCCAGCAGCAGCUCCUGCGGAAGUGCAGAGUACCCCGGGGACACCGUGCCCCAUCCCCCGGGUCUCCCCAAGGCAGACCCUGGCCACUGGUGGGCCAGCUUCUUUUUCGGGAUGUCCACCCUCCCAUUCAUGACCACAGUGUUGGAGUCUCCUGAGCACCCGGCAGAAUCCCCACAGGCCUCCAGAAGCCCGAUCACCCGUGGCCUGGCUCCUGAAACCAUGAAGCAGCAGCCAGUCAUCCAUCCUGGCCAGGCCAACACAAGAACCCGGUCCUGA
This is a messenger RNA of Chionomys nivalis (European snow vole), 348 nucleotides long. Its product is annotated as pancreatic progenitor cell differentiation and proliferation factor-like. The coding region runs from base 1 to 348 and encodes 115 amino acids. NCBI's taxonomy places the organism in Eukaryota, Metazoa, Chordata, Mammalia, Rodentia, Cricetidae. Gene Ontology annotation, biological process: cell differentiation; multicellular organism development. The transcript has a single exon. The record is from RefSeq and is a predicted model, not a curated record.